Molecule: messenger RNA, 318 nt
Organism: Pseudozyma hubeiensis SY62
Lineage: Eukaryota; Fungi; Basidiomycota; Ustilaginomycetes; Ustilaginales; Ustilaginaceae
Exons: 1
Coding region: 1-318 (105 amino acids)
Source: RefSeq, a predicted model, not a curated record
AUGUGUGCUCCGAAAAGCCAGAAUGUGGCUGCUGAUGCGACGACUUCUGACGAUGUGGGGAAUGCGCCCGAAUUGAAAGGAGCUGGUACAGGUCCAGAGCGGGUGCGAGAGUGUUGGAGAUGCUGGUGGUUGGUGAUAGUUAACAGCAGCAACGAGGUGGCCAAAGCCGUGAGCGAGACGCGCAAGUGGAGCAACACAACGCAGCGCUGCAGCAGCCGUAAUUCGCGGCGUGAUCGAAGCGCGCCUGCCACGAAGAGACUCCACACCGGGAAUCGGCUGGAUCGGGAGACUCGAUUUCUGAUUUUCGACUCGACUUGA